Molecule: messenger RNA, 2357 nt
Organism: Eurytemora carolleeae
Lineage: Eukaryota; Metazoa; Arthropoda; Copepoda; Calanoida; Temoridae
Product: glutamate-gated chloride channel
Exons: 13
Coding region: 42-1151 (369 amino acids)
Biological process (GO): regulation of membrane potential; chemical synaptic transmission; signal transduction
Cellular component (GO): membrane; synapse; neuron projection
Molecular function (GO): neurotransmitter receptor activity; transmembrane signaling receptor activity; chloride channel activity
Source: RefSeq, a predicted model, not a curated record
AUAACCCUAUUGUAUUACAGGAGUACAGUUUCCAAAUCACGAUGAGACAGCAGUGGAAUGAUAACAGAUUAGUGUACGAGGAUCGGCUGAAGGAGAAAAUGAAAGAAAGAAUAAAAUACCUGACAAUGACGGACGCUUCUAAAGUGUGGAUGCCGGAUACAUUUUUCAGGAAUGAGAAGAUUGGAGCAUUUCAUAAUAUUCUUCAACCUAAUCUCUACAUUAGGAUCUUUCCUAACGGAGAUGUACUCUAUAGCAUCAGGGUGUCUCUGACUUGCGGCUGUUCGAUGCAUUUAGCUCUGUUCCCCCUGGAUGAACAAACUUGUGCUCUCAAUAUUGCCAGCUAUGGUUGGACCAAGAGUGACCUGGUGUACGUGUGGAAGGAUGAUGAUGCUGUUCAGAUCCCCGGAAAUCUAUCCCUUCCCGGGGGAUUUAAGCUAGGGGGGUACGGGAACCAAUACUGCGACGUCGUAACGGCUACAGGUGAAUAUUCGUGUUUACAAGUUGACCUAAUGUUUGCCCGGCAGCUAUCCUUCUUCGUGGUCACCAUCUAUAUUCCCUGCUCCAUGACCGUGACCGUUUCAUGGUUCUCUUUCUGGCUCGACCACAAAGCGGUUCCUGCUAGAGUUGCUCUGGGAGUUACAACUCUGCUAGCUAUGUCGACAACUCAGGCCAGCAUUCAGAAUUCUCUACCCCCUGUAGCGUACACAAAGGCCAUUGAUGUCUGGUCUGGAGUCUGUGUAUUCUUUGUAUUCAGCGCUCUUCUAGAAUAUGCUCUUGUUAACUACGCAUCCAGGUCCGAUGAACAGAGGAGUGUAAAGCAAAAGGAACGCAAGGAACGUGAACUCGAACACUGUUCCUUUAAUCCGGAACGGCUGGAGGAACAGGGAGCUCCGUUAUCCAUGGAUCCGCUGAUGCGAAGGAUUGAGGGUGCUCAUAUGAUCCCUCCUUCGGCAUACCUUCACCAUAACAGAAUACCUAUCCGCAGACCCAACAAAAUAUCACUCUGGAUGAAGAAUUUCCAGUUUCAGGCGAAGAAGAUCGAUGUAUUCUCGAGAGUACUGUUCCCCUUCGUGUUUGCUAUGUUUAAUGCUUGGUACUGGAGCUAUUAUCUUUCAAAGGCCCAGUCUCAGAAAGAAAACAAAGCCUCUUAAGAGAACUAUAAACUGGUUGAAAAAUGAACAAUCUUACAUCUUGAUGUUUUAUCUUUUAUUGAAUGUAUAGAAAUUAGGGUUUUCGUAAUUUUUCGUAGCAUUUUAUUCGGAAUUUUCUUUCAGAUAUCCGCACAAAAUUAUCCUAUUUUGAUUUUAAAAAAUUUCGCAUCAAAAGUAAAAUUUUGGUAACAUUUCGAAUUAAAAUAAUAUGAAAAAAGCUUGAACCCCUAGUUAAAAAAAACUGUAACAACUCUAUGUAGUUGUAUAGAAUGUUUAUAAUAUAUGUAAUAUUUGAUGUCUUACUAAGUAUUCAUAAUUUAAAGAAAUUUAAAAACUAUUUAUAUGAGAAAAUUGAAUUAAGGUAGUAAUUAGGCAAAAUCUACGACCCAAAAAAAAUUUUAGGCUAAAAUUGAUUUUUGACAUAAAUAACAGAUAGUUUUUGUUAAUUUUUUUAUUUCUAAGAUUUAAAAUGUUUUUAUUAAAAGUCAAAGUAGAGACAUAGAGUUGUAAAAGAACUCACUAUGAUAGUUAUUGUAAACUUAGCAAAUGCAGAUAUGAUUGCAGGAAAUAUAAUUGCCAGAAAUAUAUGAUUGGCCUGAACAUGAAUACUAGAUUUAAUUUUCUAGUAACUGCGUUUCUAGUAAUCACGUUUCCAGCAACUAUGUCGGUCAUUUAAUCAUAUAUAUUAAUGUAUAAAUGUAAUAAUUAAAUGUUAUGGAUAACAGGGGAUAUUUAAGGAAUAACUUUUUUUAUUUUAAGAAACUUGGUUUAGCAAAAUACAUGUAUGUACCCACCAAGCCAUGUAAUUCUAGCAUUUUUCCGUUCAUUAGUUCCCUCCCCCCACCCCUCUCAUUCAUCUUUAUAAAAAAAAUUAUUAGUUCUUAUCUGCUUUUAUUGCGUAUCUUUUUUAUGUUUUUUCCUGUCCAUUUUUGUGUUUUAUUUGCUAAUCUUUAUUCUCAAAUUUUUAUUAUUUUAAUUUUUUUUUUAGACUCAUUUUCAACCUACAUGAGCACUUUUAUACAGCGGUAUGGUGCUUAUACUGCUCAACUCCGCGUUGCUCAGUUUAUUUACAAACCAAUCAAUCAAUCAACCAAUCAGCUGAUUGCAUCUCGCGGAUUUAUUAAUUGAUUGAUUGAUUGGAACCUCGUGUAAGGACUUCUGUGAUACAUAAUUGUAACGUUUAAAACAAUAAAUAGUUGUAAUUUC